AUGGAUCGUGAAUAUUUGAAUGCGGACUUUUAUGCGGGCAACAAAUCCCGGCAACAAUACGCCCCUUGUUCUCAACCACAACCCUUCAUGAAACUACUCUCUCGGAUCCUACGAUUUUACGCCUUUCAAGUCGCCCUACACAUCUUCGAGGACGGGCCACUGACAUUGCCAGCCGCCCGAGCUUACGACCUCGUUGAAGAUUACAAGGGAUCAACCUUCUUCGAUAAGUGGGACUUCUAUGGGUCGUACGACAAUCUCACGAACGGCGAUGUGAUAUGGCAAGAUAGAGCCAACGCGACGUCGGACCAACUAGCGUUCGUGAACAGCGCCGGCAACGCAAUCAUCAAAGUCGAUAAUACAACGAAUGUCCCCUAUAAUAUCAAGAGAAAUUCCGUGAGGAUAACUACCCAGCAGGCGUUUGGAGUUGGCAGUCUUUUCAUCGCCGAUUUCAUCCACAUGCCGUACGGGUGCUCGGUAUGGCCCGCGUUCUGGACCAGAGGAUUAAGCUGGCCUGAAGGAGGAGAAAUCGAUAUUAUGGAAGGAGUCAACCUCAUGACUCAGAAUCAAAUGGCACUUCACACCCGUCAAGGCUGUAUGAACGUCGCACCUGCUGCGGGAGCCCAAACAGGCACCACAGGUACCCUAGACUGCUCACAGGGGGCAGGCUGCACGGUUCUUGAUAAUUCGACAAGCAGUUUUGGGGCAGGAUUCGCGCAGGCAGGAGGUGGGGUGUUUGCUGCGCAGUUCGACAUCAACGGCAUCUUUAUUUGGUUCUGGCCUCGCGCCAAUAUCCCUCAGUCCCUCCAACAAUCCACUUCGACAUCCCCCAUAAACUCACUCACCGAUUGGGGCGUUCCAGCGGCCAGCUAUCCGUCGACCACAUCGUGCAACAUUACCAAUUUCUUCGAUGCACAGUAUCUCGUCCUCGACGUCACACUCUGCGGAGAUUGGGCCGGUGUACCUUCGAUCUAUACUCCUCAAUGUGCGAAUCAAGGAACGACAGGGCUUUGCUACAACGAUAACGUUAUUGGGCCAGGUGAUCGAUACAACAACGCGUACUUCGAGAUUCAGUACGUUAGAGUCUACAGCACUGCGGCUGUCAUCAAUCCGGGUUCGUCGAGCAGCGGAGGUCCUAGCCCGACAAGCGGCGGCUCGGGAUCUAGUACGACGACGCAACCUAGUGGCUCAAUGCGUACAGUUGCAAGAGACAUUGCACCAUGGGUUUUGUGGGGCAUGCUCGUUGCUGUAUUGUAA
This is a messenger RNA of Cyclocybe aegerita, 1254 nucleotides long. Lineage: Eukaryota; Fungi; Basidiomycota; Agaricomycetes; Agaricales; Hemipholiotaceae. The record is from the annotation of a GenBank genome assembly.